AUGCUUAAAAAACCUGGUCAGGUACCAGGUUUGGUGAAUUUACUGUUGAAUUUUAAUACUGAUUCUGUUGUAAGUAUGGCACCGAGGAUGUUGGCCAUAUCAGAAGAUGAAGUCGUACCACAGGGAGGUGACGUGCGACUCGUCUGUUGCGCCAUCGGCAGUCCAUCGCCUACUUACAGUUGGUUCCGCCACAACAACGGUCGCUUGAGCCCUGUAUCACACAAUAUCAGGAUCUCUGUAUCGGAGCAAGUGCUGAUCAUCAGGCGCGCGCAGGUGUCGGACGGCGGCGUGUGGACGUGCCGCGCCCACAACCAAUACGGAGAGCAACGGAGGGACGCCAGGCUGAGGGUGCGCUCGAGGCUGGUAGUUACUGUGCAUCCACAACUGCAAGUUGCGAAUUCUGGAAGUUCAGUAACUUUCAACUGCUCGGUGGAAGGUGGCGACGCGAGAAUCAGGUGGUUACAUGAUGGUGUACCCGUAGGCGGUGGUGAGAAGAUUUUGCGGGUGCACGGCAUCGUGAGAGCUCAUCGUGGCAUGUACCAGUGCUUUGCGGAGAGGGAUUUAGACAGUGCUCAAGCGGCUGCUGAGUUGCGAUUGGGAGACACUGCUCCAGAGCUCCAUUAUACAUUUAUAGAGCAAGCGCUACAUCCUGGACCAACGUUGGCUCUACACUGCGCCGCUUCUGGCUCUCCUGCUCCGAGAUUCACCUGGCUAUUAGAUGGUCAAGCAGUAGAGGAACAUAACACACCUCAAAGAACCGUGAGUCAGUUUAUAAACUCUAACGGUGAUGUAGUAAGCUACCUCAACAUCACAUCUGUGAAGCCGGAAGAUGGUGGACGCUACACUUGCCGCGCACACAACUCCAGGGGGGCCGUAGAGCACUCGACGCGUCUCAAUGUCUAUGGUCCACCGUCCAUCAGGAACGUGGGUCCGGUUCGUGUCGUCGCCGGAGUCAACACAACCAUCUACUGUCCGUACGCUGGAUUUCCAAUCAGUGAGAUCCGUUGGCAGCGCGGAGGGGCUGACGUGAGGGGCGGCGCGGCGGGCGGCGAGCUGCAGCUGUGGCCCCCGGACGCGUCGGACGCGGGGCUGUAUUCGUGCCGCGUCACCGCGCCCUCUGGACACUACGCGCAGAAGGACAUACAGAUCUUCGUCAGAAUCGAAGGCAGUUCUGUUCAAGUUCUCUGUGGGAUCACUUCAGGAGACAAACCGGUUUACUUCUCUUGGUUGAAAGAUGGACAGCAUAUUCCAUCAAAUUUACAGGUGCAAGAGAAAUCAUUAGAUGAGUUUAGUUUCUUGAUCUUCUCACACGUCACGUCAAAACAUAGCGGCGAAUAUACUUGCGUGGCGAGCAACUCAGCAGCAGAAGUGAAUCAUACAGCGAGGUUGGCUGUGAAAGUCGCACCAUCCUGGGUGUUUGAACCGCAAGAUGUAUCUGCAUUAUUGGGCACGCAGAUCUUAGCACAUUGCUCAACUAAAGGGUAUCCUGAACCAAGAAUUAUUUGGCUCAAAGGGCAAGGUUCUGUUGGGGAUUUCCGACCAGUGUCCAAUCUGGAUCUUCAAUUGUCCGUGCUCUCCAACGGUUCUCUGAGUAUAUCUCCAGCGGCCCAUCACCACGAGGGCCAAUAUAUGUGCCGAGCAGAGAACGGAAUAGGCCGAGGCUUAUCGAAACGCAUCACUAUUUCCAGGAGUGCGCAGGUGACGCUGCAGUGUGAGGCGCGCGGCGACCCCCCCAUACACCUGCAGUGGACGCACAACAACGACGGGCUAGACCUCGCCACCUACAGCAGGGUUUCGGUGUCAGAGAAACGUUCAGACAGCGGAGUCAGUUCUCAGCUGACCAUAGCGCAUGCAGAACGCCACGACUCGGGCGUGUAUCGGUGUCGGGCGGAGAACGCGUACGGCCGAGACGAAUUACUCAUCUAUUUGGCCGUCCAAGAAUUCCCGGAAGCGCCACGCGGCCUACAAGUGGGGCGGGUCGACACGCGCGGCGCGCUGGUGUGGUGGCGGCGCGGGUACGACGGCAACGCGCGCGUGCGCCGCUACCGGCUGCAGUACCGCGCGCUCGGGCCCCGCGCGCCGCUGCGCCCCGCCGACGACUGGACCACGGCCCCCGCCCGGGACGUGCCCGCCGACGCGGUCUUGCACAGGUCGCGACCCUCUCUUGUUCCGAUAUUGUAUACUACGACGAUGCUGAUCUUCCCGGUUAUCUGUCUAUGGACGUCCCCGAAUCUAAUUUGCACAAGUUGCAUGUGCAGAUUUUUUAACUGACCGGAAUCAGCUCGAUUCAAAUCAAAUAAUUUAUUUGCAUAAUGAUGGGUAAUACCCAUAUGAUGUUUUAAAUACUGACACGCCUAAGAGUUUGAGAUAAAAAUCAACAAUAAAAUUCACAAUAAUAAUAAUAAUAAUAAUAAUAAUAAAGCCUUUUAUUUCCUUAAUAGUAUUUUUACAAAUAGUUUGGCAUUGUAUUGUAAAGUGCAUGCAUAUUACAAUAAUCAGAAUCUUAUAUUUAGUUUCAUUUAAAAACAAAUUAAAUUAAGGACCUCUCUAGAGUAAAGGCCUCCUCCAGGUUUCUCCACUUAGAUCUGUCACCUGCUUUUUCAGUC
Molecule: messenger RNA, 2606 nt
Organism: Diatraea saccharalis (sugarcane borer)
Lineage: Eukaryota; Metazoa; Arthropoda; Insecta; Lepidoptera; Crambidae
Source: the annotation of a GenBank genome assembly